Molecule: messenger RNA, 1470 nt
Organism: Parascedosporium putredinis
Lineage: Eukaryota; Fungi; Ascomycota; Sordariomycetes; Microascales; Microascaceae
Source: the annotation of a GenBank genome assembly
AUGCGUAUAUGCCGCAAAGUCCCGGAUCUUCAAGAACAUUUUCUCGAGAAAGCAACACACCUACUGUCGGAUCGUAACCAUGGGGUCCUGCUGUGUGGCCUGACCCUCGUCACUAGUCUUUGUGAGGCUGAUGACGAAGAAGGUGGGGAAGAGGGAAUCGUCGAAAAGUUUAGGCCGUUCGUACCGGUUUUGGUCAAAACAUUGAAGGGUCUAGCAACGUCCGGGUACGCUCCAGAACACGAUGUGACCGGUAUCACAGACCCCUUCCUGCAGGUCAAGAUCCUCAGACUUCUACGAAUCUUAGCCAUCAGUGACUCUGAAGUUAGCGAGCAGAUCAACGAUAUCCUAGCCCAGGUUGCAACCAAUACUGAUUCCUCUAAGAAUGUUGGAAACUCGAUUCUCUACGAGGCCGUACGAACAAUUCUAGAUAUCGAGGCCGAUUCUGGUUUACGAGUGCUCGGUGUCAAUAUUCUCGGCAAGUUCCUUUCAAAUCGGGACAAUAACAUUCGAUAUGUGGCCUUGAACACGCUGAUCAAGGUCGUUGCGAUCGAACCUAAUGCCGUCCAAAGGCAUCGAAAUACUAUACUAGAAUGUCUUAGGGACCCUGACAUCAGCAUUAGGAGACGUGCCCUUGAGCUAAGCUUCACUUUGAUUAACGAGUCUAAUGUUAGAGUUCUGAUCCGAGAACUCCUAGCUUUCUUGGAGGUUGCCGAUAAUGAGUUUAAGCCCACCAUGACUAGCCAAAUUGGCAUUGCUGCUGAUAAGUUCUCGCCGAACAAACGCUGGCAUGUGGAUACUAUGCUCAGAGUAUUAACCCUUGCCGGAAAUCAUGUCAAAGAGCCUAUAAUGUCCUCUUUCAUUCGCCUUGUUGCCACAACCCCGGAACUUCAAACAUACGCCGUACAGAAAUUGUAUGGCAGUUUGAAGAAGGAUAUCACGCAAGAGUCCUUGACGCAGGCGGCUGCAUGGUGCAUUGGCGAGUUUGGCGAUUCUCUUCUUAGUGGGGGCCAAUACGAAGAGGAAGAGUUGGUUCAGAAUGUUGAAGAGCAUGAAGUGGUUGGUCUUUUCUCGAAAAUACUAAACAGCAGUUACGCCAGUCAGGUGACUACCGAAUAUAUCAUCACUGCCUUAAUGAAACUUACUACUAGGCUAUCGGAGGCUGCGCAAACUGAACGGGUACGACGCAUACUCCAGAGUCACCAGACGAACUUGGAUGUUGAGGUUCAGCAGCGAGCAGUGGAGUACGGAAACCUGUUCGCCUAUGAUGAAAUAAGGAGCGGUGUACUUGAGAAGAUGCCACCGCCCCAAAUCAAGGAAGAGUCUCGAGUCCUUGGUGCGGCUGCUACCUCGAAGAAGUCCGUUAAGGCGAUGAACAGGAGAUCAAAGGUAGUAAAGCCGACGGAGCAGGACCUCCUAUUCGACCUCAUGGAUACGUCCCCCUUCCAUCGCUCAAGGCAACUCUCAGUCUAA